UCUGUUUUGGGUUCUCCGUCUUCCAUGUUUGUUUUGUAAACAAUCCAGUUCCAGCGCUUUGUAACCUGAAGAUUUUAUAUUUUUUUUAUUAAUUUAGAACUGGUAGAAGUAUAUAUUUUGAUCUUUCCUUUGGUCGAUCAAUACUAAAUCUAUUUAAGUGAAUUCAACUUUUAAGCAAAGAAGAGACAGUAUGAAUAAAAAGAAAAGCAUGGCAAUUGAUUUUCAAGAUAAUAUGAUUUUAUUGACAAGGAAAUAUUUAAAACGUAAAAUUAUGUGUCCUGAAACAAAAUUUAGGCAUCAUGUUAAAGAACGCCUACAUGUAUUAGAGUUGUUAAAGCGUACAGUAGAUAUGGGUGAAAGUAAUUCUGCUUUGUUAAUUGGACCUAGAGGUAGUGGAAAAACCACAUUGAUGAACAGUGUGUUAAAAGAAUUGUCUUCUAUAAAAAGUUUUAAAGAAAAUGCAUUGAUAGUGAAUCUUCAUGGUUUAGUUCAUACUGAUGAUCGUUUGGCAUUAAAAGAUGCAACUCGUCAAAUGCAGUUAGAAAAUGUAGUUGGCGAUAAAGUUUUUGGUACAUUUGCUGAAAAUUUAAGCUUUCUACUUGACUGUUUGAAAUCAGGAGAUAAAAAACAUUCAAAACCAGUUAUCUUUAUAUUAGAUGAAUUUGACUUGUUUUGUGAACAUCACAAUCAAACUUUGUUGUAUAAUUUAUUUGAUAUUGCUCAAUCUGCACAAGCACCAGUAUGCGUGAUAGGAAUGACUUGUAGAUUGGAUGUUAUAGAGCUUUUAGAGAAAAGGGUAAAAUCAAGAUUUUCUCAUAGACAGAUAUUUUUAUUUCCUGGUGAUACAUCAUCCUCAGAACAACCAACAUCUGGCUUUGAUAGUCGUUUAGAGCUAUUUGAACAUCUUCUCAGUCUUCCAGACGAUGAAAAUGUAAAUAGGAUAGAACAGCAAUAUGAUGAUUGUACAAUAGAUCCACAAUUUGGAUCAAUGUGGAAUGAAUAUAUAAAAAGUCUAGUCACCAAUGCUACUGUGGUGAACUUGUUAAAAAGAUUAUAUCAAAUUGAUGUAAGCGAAAGAAGCUUUAGAAAUUUUUUAGCACUUGUGGUUUCCACAUUAUCCGAAAAGCAUCAGAGAUUAGAAGUGAAUGAUUUUGUAGAAGCAAGUAAAAUGUUUUCUCAAGAUGACAAAAUAUUAAUGCUUGAGGGAUUGUCUGUGGUAGAGAUGUGUUUAAUAGUAGCAAUGAAACAUGAAACAGAGAUUUAUGAUGGAGAACCAUUUAAUUUUGAAGCAAUUUAUAAUAGAUAUGUUAAAUUUGCUAAUCAGAAUUCUUCUAUACAAAGUGUUCAGAAGCCUGUUAUUAUGAAAGCUUUUGAACACAUUAAGAAUUUAGAAUUCUUGAUGCCAGUGGGAGGAGUGAAUUCCAAAGUUGAGAAAGAGUAUCAGUAUUAUAAAUUUUUACUUACACCUCAACAAAUUAUGGAAGCUGUGAAAAAUUAUCCUGGACUGCCAACAGAAGUUUCUCAAUGGGCUUUAAGUAGCAUAUAAUAGCAAUGAUUACAGAAACUGUAGAUACUGACAAAUUUUGCGUUUGCAAUGCAUUGGUCUUCUGUAACUUUAAAAUAUCGACCUUGCUACAAGUAUUUACUAGAGGAGUAGAAUUUUUUUUUCUAUAUCAUAUUUUGUAUAAGCGUAAACGUGUGUUCAUUUCAAGAGUAUAUGUUCCUACAUAUACUAGAUCAUAUAUUUAAGCAAACUUAGUAAUUAAAGAGCUAUGAAGUAUUCCUUUAAAACUGUGUCUAAUAAUGACAGUUUUAAGAAUAGCCAUUGUUUGCAUUUACUAACAUGAGUACCAUAAAUUUGUAAAUAGAAUUUUGAUGUUCAAGAACAUUGAAUAAGGUAGAUGAAAUUGUUAUUUUGUGAAUAUCUGUUACUACGAUCUUCGAUUCCUGCCUAUAAUAGUAUAGCGAAACGUCCGACAUUACGUCCUUAACAAGUAAAGACAGCAAAUAACUUUUCAUAACAAUAUUUUAUUUUAAAUUAACUAAUGAUAGAAGUAAGUUCUGUAUAUGUGCCAUGCUACUUAUUGAGCCAUUAAAAGUAUAGAUAUAUUACAUACAUGUACUGUGUCUGUGAUUUUUCAGCAGGAUUAUUUCUUUAUAUAUUAGCGUGCAUAAUUUUCAUACAUAUAACUGUGUAAGAUCUUGAUUAUUUAUUAAAGAGCGUGAGUAUAUUGUAUGUGUCAUAACAAUGUGUGAUCUGUGUUAGAACGUGUACGUGAAUACAUUUAUACGUUUCUAAUAAAUCAACAUUCGAUAAAUUGUUAUAAAGUAUUAACAACUA
This is a messenger RNA of Megachile rotundata (alfalfa leafcutting bee), 2341 nucleotides long. RefSeq names its product origin recognition complex subunit 4 (gene Orc4). Gene Ontology annotation, molecular function: ATP hydrolysis activity; ATP binding; DNA replication origin binding. Gene Ontology annotation, cellular component: nuclear origin of replication recognition complex; nucleus. Gene Ontology annotation, biological process: DNA replication initiation; DNA replication. The record is from RefSeq and is a predicted model, not a curated record. NCBI's taxonomy places the organism in Eukaryota, Metazoa, Arthropoda, Insecta, Hymenoptera, Megachilidae.